This is a messenger RNA of Quercus robur (English oak), 471 nucleotides long. Its product is annotated as NAC domain-containing protein 41-like. Lineage: Eukaryota; Viridiplantae; Streptophyta; Magnoliopsida; Fagales; Fagaceae. Gene Ontology annotation, biological process: regulation of DNA-templated transcription. Gene Ontology annotation, molecular function: DNA binding. The coding region runs from base 1 to 471 and encodes 156 amino acids. The transcript is spliced from 2 exons. The record is from RefSeq and is a predicted model, not a curated record.
AUGGGCAUGACGGAGAAAAUAAAUGGUACUUUUUUACUCAAACGAAACGAAAGCAUACAAAAGGAAAAUCAAAAUAUACAAAUCGAGAAGUUCUUGAUGGUUAUUGGGAGGUCAGUGGAGCUAAAAAGAAAAUCACCCAAGACAAAAAUUGCAGCUGGGUAUAAGAAGCAACAUGUUUUCUAUGAGUAUGAAAGAGAAGGUCGUCGACCGAGUAAGAAGACCAAUUGGAUCAUGCAUGAAUAUAGAGUUAGUAAUUCUCAUAUGGAUAAAUGGACUUUGUGUAGGAUUUAUCAUAAGAGGAAAUCAAGCAAGACACAAACUCAAAAGGAUUGUUCCAUAUCUUCACAUGCUAAUGAUGGAAAUGAGCCAAAGGCAAAGGUUGAUCCGAAAACAAUAGAAGUUGAUAGUGUCCAGAAUAAGCGUCAAAAGCCUUCAGAUGACAAAAGGGAUGACAAGAAGGCUUGUGAAUGA